UUUUAUGCUGAAAUGCUACAUUUACUCGAAUUGUUUUGCGGGAUGCUGAACCUAAAGCGUGACUGUAUUCAUGCUCUGUGCCGGAUAAAGUGAUUAUUUCAGCAGAGUACAGAUUUUCAUGUGAAGAUGUCUUCAUUAGUGGACUAUGAAGAUUCAGAGUCAGAGGAUGAUUCUUUGAAUCAGAGAGUAGAAGGAGCAACAGAUUCUGCUCAAACAGAAGAAAUCCAAGAUGCUAAUAUUGUCAAGGUUAUACCUUACCCUGGAAGAUUUGUGUCUGACCAGACAGUGUGGGAAUAUCAUAAAAAUAUGGCAGAAACAAGCAGGUCUUCACCCCAUCCUCACUCCCAGCCACAGAGCUUUACUAACUCGAAAAGAAGAUGUGGAGGUGCAGCAGAUUUUAGAAAUACUGAAAUUUCUUUGAAUUUGCCUGAUAGUCAGAGGGAGAUGGCAUCCCCGCAGGCUCUUCCAUGCAUGCCACAAAGUUUAGGCAAUGCUGCGAACUCGGCAAAAAGACAGCAAACUGUCCCAUCUGGUGUCAGACCGUAUAUCCCUAAGAGAAAGAGACUUGCCACUUCAGAAGGAGUGGAGCUAAAGCACCCAGCAGAGCAAGUCCUAGGGAAUCAGGCCAGAGAAAGUCAGAUUCUCUCAGAUGUGUCAGCAAGACUGAAGCCAUAUCUUGCUCAAACGCCCAGCACAGCAGGGAUACCCAGGAGGCUUCUGAUGAGCCUGGGAGGCCACGAGGGCCCAGUCAACACAGUGCAGUGGUGUCCUUUGCCCCAUGUCAGCCAUCUGUUGCUGUCUGCCUCCAUAGACAAGACUUUCAAGGUGUGGGAUGCAGCAGAGAGUGGGCGAUGCCUCAGGGUUUACACCUGCCAUUCGGGAGCUGUGCGCGACGCCUGUUGGACCCCCUGCGGGCGACACUUUCUCACCGGCUCAUUUGACAACACGGCUGUGAUCACUGACGUGGAGACGGGGCAGCCGACAGUGAAAGUGGACAACGAGUUUAAGGUGAUGUGUGCGGCCGUGCAUCCCAGCAACCCGGAGGUUUUCCUGUGUGGAGGUUACAGUUCAGCAGUCAAGGCGUGGGACUCUCGCAGCUGCAAGGUGGUGAAAGUUUACAAAGCCGGCAUCCAGCAGACCUUGGACAUACUCUUUCUGAGAGGCAGUGUGACUUUUAUAACAAGCUCUGACUGUGUGAGCAGAGACUCUGCAGACCGCACCCUCAUUGCCUGGGACUAUGAGACCACAGCCAAAGUCUCCAACCAAAUCUACCAUGAGCGUUACACGUGCCCGAGCCUGGCUCUCCACCCGCUGGAGGACUCCUUUGUUGCCCAGACCAAUGGGAACUACAUAGCAGUCUUCUCCUCCCAGCAGCCGUAUAGAAUGAACAAAAGGCGGCGGUUCGAAGGACACAAGGUGGAGGGAUAUGCAAUAAAGUGUGGCUUUUCUCUGGAUGGAACUAUCCUGGCCUCAGGGAGCUCCACUGGCUCCGCUCACUUCUACGACUAUCACACAGCUCACAUGCUGCACACCCUCCGUGCCCAUAGCCAGCCCUGCCUUUGUGUGUCUCAGCAUCCCAUCUUACCUACGACUGUGGCUACUUGUGACUGGGGCGGUGAGAUCAAGGUCUGGCACUGACAACCGACUAUGAACAAAGAGAUUAUAAACUUAAAACGUAGCAGGUUGGCCAUGAGAUGGAAGACUGUAUUAAACAGAAACGUCAUGUGCACAUUUAUCUUCAAGACUAUAGCUUUCAUAAUCUCUUGGCAAAAGAUAAGAAGAACUUGGCAAAAAAUGCUGAAAGUCAGCAAAUCUACUAUCUACUGAUUCCUUUGGAAAACAUUUUUUUACACUGACUAUCUUGCAAAGCUUUCAUAUCAUAAUAAAAAGAAACCUAACUCGA
Oreochromis aureus is the source of this 1903-nucleotide messenger RNA. It is a transcript of the gene wdr25, whose product is annotated as WD repeat domain 25. The transcript is spliced from 7 exons. Gene Ontology annotation, molecular function: protein binding. Bases 127 to 1638 code for a protein of 503 amino acids. The record is from RefSeq and is a predicted model, not a curated record. NCBI's taxonomy places the organism in Eukaryota, Metazoa, Chordata, Actinopteri, Cichliformes, Cichlidae.